Molecule: messenger RNA, 1961 nt
Organism: Pisolithus orientalis
Lineage: Eukaryota; Fungi; Basidiomycota; Agaricomycetes; Boletales; Pisolithaceae
Product: dihydroxy-acid/6-phosphogluconate dehydratase
Exons: 23
Coding region: 103-1872 (589 amino acids)
Biological process (GO): branched-chain amino acid biosynthetic process
Cellular component (GO): mitochondrion
Molecular function (GO): dihydroxy-acid dehydratase activity
Source: RefSeq, a predicted model, not a curated record
CUUCGCUCUAUACUUAUAUAGAUAGAUUCAUGGGAUCUGCGUAUAUAACGCCACAUCAUUAUCACACGAGCCUCAAGCCAACAAUCAACCGCAGCGAUAACGAUGUCCAGCGUUGAGAUUCAUUCUAUCUCCAGACCCUCUGAAGGUCCUCUAAGUGGUCGACUGAACAAAAUCUCUUGUCAGUUGACUCAAGACAAGGCACGAGGCGGAGCUCAGGCUAUGCUCUACGCGACUGGCUUGACUGAGGAAGACAUGAAUAAGCCUCAGAUUGGUAUCUCUCCGAUCUGGUGGGAGGGUAACCCGUGCAACUAUCACCUCCUUGAUUUAGCCAGAAAGGUCAAGGAAGGAUGUAAGGAAGAGGGUCUUGUCGGCUUGAUUUUCAACACAGUUGGCGUUAGCGACGCGAUAACCAUGGGUACAGAUGGCAUGCGCUACUCUUUACCUAGUCGUGACUUGAUCGCUGAUUCGAUUGAGGCUGUCACUAUGGCUCAAUACUACGACGGCAACAUUGCGAUCCCAGGGUGUGAUAAGAAUAUGCCCGGAGUUGUGAUGGCUGCUGUGCGUCACAACCGACCCACGAUAGCCGUGUAUGGUGGUACCAUUGGAGUGGGGACUCGCCACCUCGAUUGCCCCUCAAUGGGACAUAAGAAGGGCGGCUCUGUGAACAUUUCUGAUGCUUUCGAGUCAUACGGCGCUUAUGCGGUCGGUCUCAUCAAUGAUGAGGAGCGGUCUGACGUGGUGAAACACGCCUGCCCAGGACCCGGUGCGUGUGGAGGAAUGUAUACUGCGAACACGAUGAGUUCCGCCCUCGAAGUUUUGGGGAUGUCGCUGCCAUACUCGUCUAGCACCCCCGCCAUGUAUCCAGAGAAAUUACAAGAAUGUUUCAAGGCUGCGAAGUACCUAAAGCGCCUCCUUGAACUUGAUCUCAAACCAAAAGACAUCCUUACCCGGCAGUCGUUCUUGAAUGCAAUCACCAUCGUCAACAUCCUCGGAGGCUCCACUAAUGCGGUCCUUCACUUGCUUGCCAUGGCUCGAGCUGCCGAUAUACCUCUUACCAUCGACGACUUCCAAGAGAUAUCAGACAGAACGCCGUACAUCGCGGACUUGAAGCCCUCUGGCAAGUACUAUAUGGAAGAUGUGCACAAGAUAGGCGGCAUACCGGCUCUCUUGAAGUAUCUUCUGAAGCACACGAAUCUGAUAGAUGGCAACCAGAUGACAGUCACUGGCAAAACUCUAGCGGAAAAUCUCGAGGACGUGCCCGAACUUGAUUUUGAAAGUCAGGAUGUUAUUAGGAGAAUUGAAGAUCCCAUUAAGACUACUGGCCAUCUGACCAUUUUACGAGGAUCCCUGGCUCCCGGAACUGCCGUUGCCAAACUGACGGGAAAAGAGGGACUGCGCUUCGAGGGCGUUGCUAAAUGUUUCGAAAAAGAAAGCGAUUUCUAUCCCUCACUUGAGAAAGGAGAGAUAAAGCCGGGAAUGGUCCUGAUAUUCAGAUAUCAAGGUCCAAAGGGAGCACCAGGCAUGCCAGAGAUGCUGGGGCCCACAGGGACUCUGAUGGGAGCAGGCCUAGGAGGCUCUACUGCCCUGGUCACGGAUGGCCGUUUCUCGGGAGCCUCUAGAGGAUUUAUAAUUGGUCAUGUCGUGCCUGAAGCAGUACUGGGGGGUCCGAUAGCUCUAAUUAAAGACGGCGAUCGCAUUGUCAUCGAUGGAGCUUCACGCACUAUCGACUGGGUAGUUGAUGAGAGCGAGAAGUUGUCCAGAAGAAAGGAAUGGGAAGCGUCAGGGAAGAAUGCUCUGAAAGUCAAGAGAGGUGUAUUGUAUCGCUAUGCAAGAGAUGUGGCUCCCGCCAGCGAGGGUGCAUAUUGCGACUGAUGCGGACUCUACUGAAUGUACGGAGUUCGUAGUAGUGUAGGAUUAGUUUUGGAAGCAGGGUCGACUUCUCACAUGCCAAAUACGUGAAA